AUGGUCGGCGGUAGUUGGUCAUCGGUUCUUUCCUCAACAUCGGGGGGAGGAUUGCUCCAGCAGCUGCUGGAUGAGGGAUGGGAUUCUCUGAUGCGAAGCACAAGCAGCCGUAAAGCCGGACGGGGCUGCAUUGCUGAUCUUCCGCCGGUUCUUCACGAGAGGAGAGCACAACAUGCUUCCGCCUUCUUUGCAGCUCCCUCGUCUGGCAGCGGACCACAUGGGACUAGAAGUACACGUCAAGAGCAAGACCUAAAUUCACAACCAUCCGGUUUUUUUGAAAUAAGAAAAACGAAAACAAAAGCCUUCAAGAGGACACAACUACGCACUGCGUUCAAAGAGGACGACCUGGGCAAAGUGACCGACCAAAAAGAGGACGGGAAAACGGAACCGGAAAAAGAUCCGCCCAUGCCCAAGUGGGCCAAUACGGAGGGUUAUGGGACCGUGAAAGUGACGAAACCCAGCGAUUACUACACUUUGGACGACAUUGAGGACCCGGUCUACGCGUGCAAAGUUGACGACUUCAAGCCCGCGGCCGCGCACCCCAUGCUGAAAAUCAAGAAAGAGUUUCUCGACGCUAACGCGGACUUCAAGAAUAACGUCUAUUUCUACAAGGUGCGGACUCGUCUGCUUUGUUGAUGUUUUUUUAUGACGGACUUUGUUUUGUAGUUCCUCUUCCUCUCAGCAGUAUAUCAAGAAAGCGAAAACGUGAAGACAUUGUCAGGAAAUUAUCUCAAAUCGUUUUCCAUGAACGUACCUGCAGGUACAGCUUGGCGCAGACAAGGACGGGAAAGUGGACGAGGACAACAUCCUGUGGGACGGCACUUACGCCGUCGGACGUUUCAAAGAAACCGACCUCUCCAACUCCAUGUUCGCCACGGACGGGAAGCGGAAGACCUUCUGGAAAUUUUGCCCGAAGGAGGACAGCGGCAAGUACCGACUCGUCGUCGAGGCGCAAGACAAAAGGGGAAAACCGAUCCCCGGCUGGACCCCGGAGGGCGGCACCUCGGAAAUCACCUGCACGAAGGGCAAGGAGGGGCAGAAACACCCGCUGGGGGAACCGCCAGAGGGUGGCGCGACCGAAACGGACGAGGAAAAAGCGGCGAAGAAGGAAGAAAUGGACAAAAUGGAAGAAGGGAAAGAGGAGUGA
Molecule: messenger RNA, 1147 nt
Organism: Amoebophrya sp. A120
Lineage: Eukaryota; Dinophyceae; Syndiniales; Amoebophryaceae
Source: the annotation of a GenBank genome assembly